This is a messenger RNA of Wasmannia auropunctata (little fire ant), 2260 nucleotides long. Its product is annotated as ATP-binding cassette sub-family G member 1-like. Gene Ontology annotation, molecular function: ATP hydrolysis activity; ABC-type transporter activity; ATP binding. The transcript has 10 exons. Bases 340 to 2196 code for a protein of 618 amino acids. The record is from RefSeq and is a predicted model, not a curated record. NCBI's taxonomy places the organism in Eukaryota, Metazoa, Arthropoda, Insecta, Hymenoptera, Formicidae. Gene Ontology annotation, cellular component: plasma membrane.
CGCCCAGCGUCUACGCGCGCGCCGCGGAUAAAGGCGCGCGUAUAAUCGAACGUCACGAAAUUGUCCACCAGUCGGGUAAAAGGAGAGCGCGCGCGGAAUCGAACGAGCACGAAGUUGCGCGCUAGUCGACCGGGCAAAAGGAAAGCGCAUGCACGCGGAUACAGGCGCGUUUACAGAAUCGAACAGACGGCGAAGUUGCGUGCCAGUCGAUCGGGCAAAAGGAAAGCGUGCGGAAGAAAUGUGAAACGCACUCGCGCACGGCGAAAACUCGACGCGGAGAAUCUCGGUGAAGCGAGAAAGGUGCGGCCCCGAUCCCAACGACCGUCUAGCCACAGCGAAAUGACGAUGAGACCUGCGGAAGGGACGCGCGAUUCGCAACAGUCGCAACAGUCAAGAGACGCGCAGGUCGACAGAUCACUCUAUUUGCUCUUCGAGGAUAUAUCGUACAGUGUACGGAAAGGGAUCUUGACCAAGGAGAGGAAAAGAUUGUUGAGCGAUCUCAACGGCGACUUUCGACCGGGCGAACUCACAGCUAUUAUGGGUCUUUCCGGCGCUGGAAAAUCUACAUUAAUGGACAUCUUAGCAGGUUUCACGACAACCUCGGUCGCUGGCAGGAUCAUGAUAAAUGGACAGGAACGAAAUAUGUCAGAUUUCCGUAAAUUGUCUGCCUAUAUAAUGCAAGAUGAUAAUUUGCAACCACAUUUAACACUGCAGGAAGCUAUGCUCAUCGCUGCCGAUCUCAAACUCGGAUUGAAUCACCGUGAGAAAUUACAAAAGAUCGACGAAAUAUUAGUAGCGAUGGGCCUCGACGAGUCUCGUUACACGAUUACUGGCGAACUUAGCGGAGGACAAAGAAAAAGACUCGCCAUCGCACUUGAAUUAAUCAACGAUCCACCAGUCAUGUUUCUUGAUGAGCCUACGAGCGGUUUAGAUAGCACUUCAUCAAAGCAAUGCAUAGCACUUUUGAAGCAAUUAGCGCAAGAAGGACGAACCAUAAUCUGCACGAUACAUCAACCGAGCGCGAUCCUCUUCAACAUGCUGGAUCAUCUUUACGUGAUUGCUGACGGCAAUUGCGUUUACACAGGCAGCACGGAUAACUUGGUGCCAUUUUUGAAAAGCAUAGGAUUAUACUGUCCGACGCAUUAUGAUCCCAUGGACUUCUUGAUGGAGAUAUGCAACGGUGAUUACGGUCCCCACAUAUUCGAGCUCGUGGAAUCGAUCGAAAAGGGCAAGAAUGAUAUGUGGAGAUCGACGAAAACUGUUCAUUUGAACAAACGCAAAGAAAGUAUUAUUUCGCAACAGGCCACUAUGAGAUUGUAUUCCUUCGAGACGGAAUUCAGGCACACGCCAUAUUACACUGCCAAUUUCUGGAGGCAACUUUGUGUUCUUGUUAAAAGAAACGCAAUUAGAUUAUCUCGUGAUAAGGUUUUAACGCUCACACGGAUCUCAAUGCACUUGGCGAUUGCUUUGAUUGUUGGCACGUUAUACUUUAAAAUUGGCCAAGACGCUGCUUAUGUUUUAGACAAUUUCAAUCUAUCUUAUUUCAACAUUAUGUUUCUCCUGUAUAAUGCAUUUAGCGCUACGAUGGUCACGAUUCCUUUGGAGUUACCGACAUUAAAACGUGAGCACUUCAAUCGUUGGUAUCAACUACGAUCGUAUUAUCUAGCGGGCAAAUUGGCCGAUUUUCUAGUCCAACUCAUUUCCACAUUUAUUUAUACCAUCACAGUGUAUUACAUGAGCGAUCAGCUUCCCGAAGGCAAAAGAUUUUGGUUAUACAUGCUUAUGUGCUUCGUUGUCAGUCUGGUUGGUCAAACAGCAGGGCUUAUCAUAGGGUGCUCGCUAAAGGUCCAGAAUAGUGUGAUUUUUGGGCCGUUUGCGCUUAUGCCAUUUAUUGUACUCAGUGGUUUUUUCGUGCAUACUAAAGACGUGCAUCUCUACUUACAUUGGCUAUUUGACAUGUCAUUCUGUAAAUAUGCUUUUGAGGGAAUAUUGAUGGCCGUUUAUGGUUAUGAUCGACCGAAAUUGAAGUGUUCAGCGGAUUAUUGCCAUUUUGCUACUCCUAAAAAAUUUCUCAUGGAAUUGGGUAUAGAGCACAUAAAUUAUUGGUUCAAUAUGAUAAUAUUGGUAACGUUGAGUAUAGUUUUGGAUAUUGUAGCAUGUAUUAUAUUAAACAUGAGGAUUAAGAAACGAAUAUAGUAUUGAAAUAAGACUUCGUAUAACUUUUACAAUUAAGUGCCGACAAAUAAAAUCUCAGCACAGA